Molecule: messenger RNA, 5625 nt
Organism: Daucus carota subsp. sativus
Lineage: Eukaryota; Viridiplantae; Streptophyta; Magnoliopsida; Apiales; Apiaceae
Product: protein WHAT'S THIS FACTOR 1 homolog, chloroplastic
Exons: 7
Coding region: 220-1446 (408 amino acids)
Molecular function (GO): RNA binding
Source: RefSeq, a predicted model, not a curated record
UAUAAGUUUUGAACAGGGCCAUACUAUUAAGAUCAUGAUUCAUGGUGGAGGUUGGGCCGAUUUAUAACAGAUUGGGCCUAAACUACAAACUGUCAUUUAAACAACAGCAGAAACUACAAAAACAUUAAGCAAGUAAAAUAAAGCGAUCAUUAGCUUUGAACUUGGUGCGAGUGCACUGCAUCUGUUUGGCGUUUGGUCUCAAAGAAAAACAAUUCCCGAAUGCGGAAAGGAUUGUUUUUCAGGCGAUCAAACCAAAUUGAAUCCAUCCACACUCAUCUGUUUCAUGGAAAACAGGGUUUUGAUUCAACCCCAUUUGGGAAAUUAUGUUAUAGGUGGAUUCAAAUCAUGCAGAAAACUAGUGGAGGGUCAAGACCUAAACAGAAAGUCUAUCAUAGAGAUCAUGAAUUGGACAGAAUGCUGGACCUUCAGAAGAAACCUGCAGUGAUUCUACAGCUAAAAGCCAUUAUUGAAUCCCAGAAAAAUAAGUCCCUGCUGCUUAGGGACCUGGAAAAAGAAGUUGGUUUUGUUCAGAAAUGGAAUUACAUGGCUGUUAUCGAGAAGUAUCCUGCGAUAUUUUGUGUUAGUGGUGGUAAUGGAGCACCGCCUGCUGUUAUGCUUACGCGGAAAGCGAAUAAGAUUGCUGAAGAAGAGGUUGUUGCUAUAGAGCAAAUGGAACCUAUUUUAGUUAAAAGCUUGAGGAAGUUGUUAAUGUUGUCGAUUGAUUGUCGGGUUCCAUUGGAGAACAUUGAGCUCAUUCGAUCUGAGUUGGGUUUGCCUUGUGAUUUUAAGACGUCGUUAAUUCCUAAGUACCCUGAAUUUUUUUGUGUAAGAGAUGUAUAUGGGAGAGCUUAUCUUCAGCUUGAGAAUUGGGAUUCUUAUCUUGCAGUUACUGCUCGGGAGGAGCGAUUUUCUCGUGAAGGAAUUUCAAGUUCUGUGAGGAACUUAAAAAAUACUAAGAUUUCAAAAGACGGCAAUUAUCCAGGCCCUUUUGCUUUUCACUUGAAGUUUCCUGCUAGUUUUAGACCAAAUGUUAGUUACCUCGAACAAGUCCACAGGUGGCAGAAAAUGAACUUUCCAUCUCCGUACCUGAACGCAAGGAAAUUUGAUAUUGCUGAUCCUAAGGCUCGUAAACGUGUGGUUGCAGUACUUCAUGAGCUACUAAGUUUAACUAUGGAGAAAAGGUUAACUUCUGCUCAAUUGGAUGCAUUUCAUUCCGAGUACCGGUUACCAGCUAGAUUGUUGCUUUGCUUAAUUAAGCAUCAUGGUAUCUUUUAUAUUACUAAUAAAGGUGCAAAGAGCACCGUAGUCCUUAAAGAAGCUUAUGAUGGAUCAAAUUUAAUUGAUAAAUGUCCACUUUUGGCAUUUAGAAGUAAAUUUGUAGAACUUACUGGUAGGAGGGACAUAAAUAUGUACCCUGGGAAACCCUUAACACAAAAUCCUAUGUGAAAAUGUGGUUUGAGCAUAAUUCCGUGUGAUGAGUAUAGAUAAUACCCUUUUUGACGGGCUAGAAAGAAUUAAUGAUGUGAGAAGGGUGAAUUUGUGGGCUUCAGGUACUCUCGAUUGGAAUAUCCAGUUUUUUUGCUGAAAUGGCUCAAGCUUAUCUUGUCCAGAACUCAUGCAAAUUCUAGAUUGAGGAAUGCUUAAGAGCCCUGUUUUAUGUCCUGAUAAUUUAGCACAGAGCAAGCUGGCAACUCAUGCACCAAAGUACUGUUCAUCCUAUGUGCUAUGAUUGGUCUCAACUAGCUAUGUGCCCUCUUGUCAGCAGAAGAAGCAUAAAAGAGCAUGCCCACCACAACAGUUAUAUGCAUGCACUGGGUGCAGUCAUUGUGACGACCAACGGAGUCCUUUAACUUAAUUAAGCUGAUGUUGAUUCUUGAUUCCAGGUUUGAGUCAGUUGAUGUGAACUUAACUGUUUUGUGUUGAAGUUGAGCAAGUGCAGAAGAAGCUUAAAACAAAAUAUUUCCGGUCAUCACUUAUCAGGUUUGAUGAUGCCACUCAAUUGCACAAAGAAUUUACCCUCUACUGGUGGACCACAAUAAGUUGAAGAAGAGGGAGGCCCUUCCAACAAGGUCAAUACGUUUUGCUUCAUCAAACCUCUUUAUCUGUUGUAGGGCCAGAAUUUAUCUUCAUUGCAUAUUUUACUGGCCAUUAUGAAUAUUGCCUUUCUUUGAAAAUGGACUGUCUUAUACUUAUCACAAAUAUAAUCAACUAGAUCUCUGUAUGAUGGUAUGAGUCUUAUCUCAUGGUCCCGUUUAAUUUGGUACACUAAUUAGGACUUCUCUUGUAAAUGUUAUCUGUAUCUGGUUGGAGGUUAUACAUCUGAAAAGCAUUUAUUGUUUUUGCACAUAAUGGUACAGCUUGUCUGCCUUUUGCAUAUUGAACAUUUUAUGCUACAUUGAUGCUGAUGAUUUGCUUUAUUAUUUAACUUUUUAGAUUAAAUCUUUUAUAUUUUUAGGUGCCGAAAGUCUUAAAAAUGGAAGCCGCGCACUUAGUGUGAAACUGGAGACAGAAUUUGCACGCCCUUUUACUACAAAAAAGUUUACCUGAAAUCACAGCCUAGUUUUGAAUUAUGACCAUUAAUCAAUUAAGAUAAAUACCAGUCGAUAAGUAUUUUCAUAAUUAAUAGAUAUAUUAUUCUUAUCAGUUUAAAUAACACAGAACUAAGGGGUGUCCGAUUGGUAAACAAAUGUGCUCCUUCACGUUGGAAACAAUUAUGGGGGGUAGCGUAUUAACCACCUGAUUCCUCUCAAUCACCUUUAGAAUGGUGGAUUGGUCUUCCGGACCGAAGUCCAAUCGUUCCCUAUAAUGAGAUGUACUAAAUUCAUUAGUAUCAAAUAAAGAGUGUUCUGCCCUAGCAAGCAUCUACUAUCAAAAAGCGGGAAUUUACUAAACAAGCAUGAAAUGCCCUUUACUUUUGAGGGGAGUACCUUAUACUUUGCCCAGCACUACGGAAGUAGGAAUCCCCUUAGUCAUUAGCUUACUUAAGACUCCUCCUGCACCUGGGAUUCAUUGCUUUAAACCCUUCCAGGACUAACUUCUCACUUUUGCUUGGAAGAGGUCCAGGAUUUGAUUCUCACCUCCCUCGUUACUAAAAUAUAUCAACUAUCAAUUUAUACAUACACUGAUAAAUAUAAUUUUCAUUAGAGAACAUGAAUAUUAAUUCUCCAAUAGUGACUAUAAUUUUGGUACCACGUGGUUAGGAAACUGUAGGCUCCGUCACAUUCCUAGGCACCUCAAAAAAUAAUUUAGAAAAAGGGCACCAAACUUCAAUCUGGACGAAGUUGGGCACCCUUAAUCCCUUAAGUGGUGAACACUCCAUGCUAAAAAAUUUAGAAAAAAGUUAAGAUAUGUUGGCCAGUAACAAUGGCGAACAACACUGGAAGAAAAUGUUUAUACAGUGUAAUGGCCAACAGACUACAACACUAGAGUUAGCAGAACAGACUAAAACCCUGGACUUAGCUUUAGGUGUACCUAUUAUGCUGGGUUUGUGUUCCAUACACAUGUAUAAUUAUCAAUGUCUUAAUAAUUAUGUUAUUUAGAUGUGUGAAUAUACUCGGAAUAAUAUAUACAAUUAUGUUAUUUUGAUUGCAUAUUCAUGGGACUUGUAAACAUUUAGAUGUGUGAAUAUACUCGGAAUUCUCAUUUUUAAUUUUUGUGCAGUGAAAAUAGAAUAUAUAAUUAAGAAUUAUUUUAACUUGAACUAAAUGAUAGACAUAUAUGUUGUCCAAAUUAAAAUAAUAAAAAAAAUUCUAUUUUUUUAUGUAUGGAAAUAUACUAUAUUAAAAUUUUAAUUAAGACAUUAUUAAUUAUAUGUGUAUGGAACAUAAACCUAACAUGAUUCGUAAACGCUAAUGCUAGUGUCUUAGUCACUUACUUUAUAAAAACAAAUUCUCUUGGUGUUCGCUAAUGCUUGUGUCUUAGUCGCGAAUUGUAUAAGACAAAUUAUCCCGGUGUUCGCCAUUGUUAUUACUUAUUGGCAACCAUAUUUUUACUUUUUUUAAAAAAGUGUUCAGCGUGUAAUGUUAGUCACUCGAGACAUUAUGGGUGCCCAACUUAUUCCAAAUUGAAGUUGGGUGCCCUUCUUUCUCACAUUUUUUGUUCAGAUGCCUGGGAAUGUGAUGGAGCCAUGGCUUGCUCCAUGAAUUAUGCAUCUUGUUCUCUUGGUGCACAAAGAUGGGAUAUUGUACCGAAAUUAUAUUCUUGAUUUGUGUUAUACCGGUCUGCUUGAGCAUUCAUUACUAUAUCUUAUGGGCUAUACCUGCUCAUUUAAAUAUGGUUGUUAAGUCAUACGAGUAUUUCUUACAGGACAGUGCAUGCAUAAGGCACAUGCAUGGCUAGCCAUGGCAAUCACUAUCACUGUAAGGCCUGAAAUAUCAGAUUUGGUUAAGCACAUUAAAUGGUACUUUAGCAAGUAAAAACAAAAUCACAGGUCAUGAUUGAUCCCACUAUCUGACCCAUUGGGUACUAAAUUAUUUUUGUUUUCUGGUAUCAUCUGGCCCCUUUUGUCCUGACAGGUCCAUGCGUGAUAUAACAGUUUGGAAGUUUUGUGAUAAUAUAGCACAAUCAACAAUGUAAUUCAUAGAAAGAGGAGCUUAUAAGAAUUAUAGUGAUAUGUAUGGCUAUAUUAUUUUUAUCUUCUCAUAGUACAAAGUUUGUCAGAUAUAAUUGUUUAAAAACCAGCUACUUUACUUUGUCUCCCUUCUAUGUGUAGUUUCGUAGUUGUCAUGUAGAGGAGGACGCAUGUUGCCGGCAAUUUUUUGAUAUUUCAUGGACUCCAAGGAAAUGUAUAUGAUCAGAACUUAUAAGUAUAUUCUUUUACAACCACCACAACAUGCAGCAUUAUUAUCAGCUGGAUUGCAGGCAGAGAAGUUGGCUUUGCUUGAUUUCUGAAGUAUCAAUGUCGCAGCGGUGCAGCAUCUCAGAAAUUUAAAGAAAUUAUACCUCCAUCGACUGUCUGUUCGGUGGACGAUAAAUUCAAGUCCACCAUCAAAUUCUACGGUGGUUUUCUGUGAGAGAUGGGACCAUAUGUUCCAACAUUUUACCUUAUUUUAUAACGGACUUUAUUUAGUGGCUUUCAAAUCAAAUUAAAAAACCUUCUUGCGAGCAGGAUCCUACAAUUUAGAAAGAUGCUGGAGUUUUUAAGGUUGGUCCGAAUGUGGGCCCACUAAUUUACACCUGCUAUUACAGAAUCAAAACAACUGCUCCAUCUGUCCCUCUCAUUUCUUUACAGUUACUAUUUUGGGAUGCCCCUCUCAUUUCUUUACAUUAUUAUAAAUAGUAAGUUUUUCCCAUCAUUACACCCACUAUCUUCCCCUACUAUCUAAUAUUUAACAAUAAAAACUACUAUUACACCCACUACUCUCCUCCACUAUCUCAAAUUUAUUAUUAAAUAUUGGUAGGUCCCACCACUUUACCCACUUUUCAGCUAACUUUACUCAUUUUUCAUACAUUGUCUUGGUCUACGUAUCCCCCUCCAAUGUAAACAAUUGAGGGGGACGGAGGGAGUACUAUAUACCAGCAAAAGCUUGUUUUAAUUUUAAACCCGCCAUGUAAAGGGAGUAAGGGACGGUAGAUUUGGAAUUUACUGCAGUUAAUUUAUAUUAAUCAUGAUAAUUUUCUCUAUUA